CACGACUGGAGUGAGACGAAGUGAGACGACGGCUGAACUCAGACCUGUGGAAAUGUUUCUACUUCACCUCUUUGUGCUUCAGUCUGCAGCAGUGGCUGCAGUUGUUCAGAAAGCAGGGGAGGACGUCACUCUGACUUGUGAACAUGAGCUGGAGGGUCAGCGGGACUGUAAUGGAACCACGUGGAGAUAUUCUAAACCUGGAAACACUCGCGUAGUAGUGCUGGUUGAACUUGGGAAGAUGAAAGAAAACAAUGAAAUAGAACCAGACAGACUGAAAGUUAAACGUGAUUGUUCUCUGAAGAUAAAGAACGUCACAGAUCAGGAUGUUGGUAUUUAUAACUGUCAACAAUACAAAUCAGACAGUUCAGAGAACCACAUUCUAGUUAACCGGUCUGACAAGCGUCUGUCUGUAGCAACCAUAGUGACUGAACAUGAAGUCGAUGACGAGGAGACACUGAAGUGCUUCGUGACGUCUUCAGAGGAAAACUGUGAACUGGAAGUGAAGUGGAAGAUCAAAGAUCAAGAUAUUGAUAAAGAUAACAAAGAGAUCAAGACAGGACAUAAUAGAUGUUCUGCCACUGUGACUCUUAAAAAGUCACAUUAUCUUCACCCACAAACACACUUCCUGAGCUGUGAAGUGACUGACAGCAGAACAGGAGAAAAGCUUCGUUUCAGUCCUCGACCCUCAGGCUGGUGGUGGUGGUUGUACUUGGUUGUCGCUCUGGGUCUGAUUGUACUCCUGAUCACAGCUGUGGUGAUCAUCAGAUGGAAAAGAACCAAAGGAAAGAAGACAGUGGUGGAUGAAAACACGGCCGACGCUGAGGAUGGGAUUUCCUACGCUACAAUCUCAUACAGCAAGAAGACCAGCAGUGACGUCCGGGCUCAUGGUGGAGAUGGAGAGACGGUGACCUACAGCACUGUGAGAGCUUCUUCUUCUCCUGCAGCAGCCUCCGCUGAGCCCAGCAACCUCUACUCCACCAUCAAAUUCAAAUGAGCGACGAGAAGCAGUGUGAGGACAGUUCUUCCUCAGACUGAUAAAUAUCCUCCAGCUCAGUUUGGGAAGCAGUGACACAUCGAUCCAGAUAGUUUUAUCAUUUACAUUUCAGCUCAACUCCUGAGAAAAAAACAGAUGGAAUCUGAAGGGAAAAUGUUUCAGUUUGGAGACUGACAUGCUUCAUGUUUGAAACAGUGAAUUCACACUGAUUCUUUGGAUUCCUGUGCUCCCUGGAUGGUUUCUUGAUAUUUCGUGUCUGUUUCCCUCUUUGUGUUUCCUCUUCCUGCUGUUUCAUGCCCUGUCAUUUCUUUCCUGCUUUCCUCUGUUGUCUCAGUGUGUGUUGUUGCUUUGUGAUUGUGUUACUUAGUGUAAAUAUUAAUAUUAUAGCUGGGCCGUUAACGGUGAUAAUGUGCUGCGUUAUCGCGAGAGUCUUAUCGCGCGAGAAAAAAAAUGUCGCCGUUAAUCUAAUCUGUCCUUUGCCCCAAAACCGAGAGUCACACCGCGCUCCAGCUGAGCGUCAAAAAAACACACACGCGCUUUUAGUGGUGAAACACGGUCCAUUCCUCAUUAUUUGCCAUAUUGAACUCGGCCGAAUUAUCAGAAAAAU
Molecule: messenger RNA, 1601 nt
Organism: Salarias fasciatus (jewelled blenny)
Lineage: Eukaryota; Metazoa; Chordata; Actinopteri; Blenniiformes; Blenniidae
Exons: 7
Coding region: 53-994 (313 amino acids)
Biological process (GO): T cell activation; positive regulation of ERK1 and ERK2 cascade; interleukin-15-mediated signaling pathway
Cellular component (GO): external side of plasma membrane; membrane raft
Molecular function (GO): protein tyrosine kinase binding; MHC class II protein binding
Source: RefSeq, a predicted model, not a curated record